Messenger RNA from Sorghum bicolor (sorghum), 3446 nucleotides. Its product is annotated as protein MEI2-like 2. Lineage: Eukaryota; Viridiplantae; Streptophyta; Magnoliopsida; Poales; Poaceae. The record is from RefSeq and is a predicted model, not a curated record. The transcript has 13 exons. Bases 397 to 2934 code for a protein of 845 amino acids. Gene Ontology annotation, molecular function: RNA binding.
ACUGGACUAUAGGCAGGUGCCGUGGAGGGAGAGAAGAGGAGAGGAAGAGCCUCCCCCUUUCGUUUCCGGUGCUUGCGUUCCUUGUGUCUCGUCGGUCGUCUCGUCUUGUUUAUAUAUAAAAAUAAGAGGAACUCCCUAGUCCGAGAGUCCUCUUGUGUUACCACAAAACUAGACUGGGCAAGGAAGGAAGGAAAAGAGAGACACAAUCGGCGGCCGCAAGAGCGAUUGAUUUCGGCCCGCCGCCGCGCCUCUCCCUCGUCCGCCGCCGCCGCCGCAUCUCGCAGUCCGCCGCCGCCUCCAAGAGGGAGAUAUUUCGAUUUCUCUCACUUCCAGUGUUAGGGUUCCGCCUCCGCCUGCUCUCUGGUCUGGUAUCUGCCACCUGAUGCGAAUGCUGUAAUGGAUCGAUCUUCAGAUCAUUUCAAUCCACCAGGUCUCGCGGUGCCUGCCGCCUCAAAGUCACGACAGAUGGCCGCAAAUAACAACCCGUGGAGGGGCCCUUUGCCACCACUGCUCAAUGCUCGUGCUGGUUUUGGUGAUACAAGCCUCUUCUCAAGCUCACUGCCGGUUCUUUCUCACGAAAAGUUGAUCUUUUCUGAUUCUGCUCAUGGUACCCCAUCAAUGGAUGACACUUCGGCCAAAAUGAAAUUGCUUGCUGAUGAUCCUGAUGAGAAGGACUACAAGUUUGAUUUUGAUCUUCGACAGAUAGAUGACUUGUUGCCUGAUGAAGAUGAGUUUUUCGCGGGGAUCACAGAUGAGACUGAGCCUGUUGGGCAGACAAAUACCACAGAGGAAUUGGAGGAGUUUGAUGUCUUUGGCAAUGGAGGGGGCAUGGAGCUGGACAUUGACCCUGUGGAGAGCAUCACAGUUGGUUUUGCAAAUUCAAGUAUUGUUGACGGGGCUAGAGGCAAUGGCAUCAACCCUUUUGGUGUCCCAAGCACAGUAGGAACUGUGGCUGGGGAGCAUCCAUUUGGAGAGCACCCUUCCAGGACCUUGUUUGUAAGGAACAUCAAUAGUAAUGUCGAGGACUCCGAGCUGCGAUCUUUGUUUGAGCAAUAUGGGGACAUCCGGACCCUUUACACUGCAACAAAGCACAGGGGCUUUGUAAUGAUUUCUUAUUUCGAUAUCAGAGCUGCACGGAAUGCAAUGCGAGCAUUGCAGAACAAACCUCUGAGGAGAAGAAAGCUGGACAUUCAUUUUUCCAUCCCAAAGGAGAAUCCAUCUGACAAAGAUUUAAACCAGGGAACUCUUGUUAUUUUUAACUUGGAUCCAUCAGUUUCUAAUGAAGAGGUUCGCCAGAUUUUUGGGGCAUAUGGGGAAGUAAAGGAGAUAAGAGAGACACCAAACAAGAAACAUCAUAAGUUUAUAGAGUUCUAUGAUGUAAGAGCAGCAGAGGCUGCACUUCGGUCACUGAAUAAAAGUGAGAUAGCUGGAAAGCGGAUCAAGUUGGAACCAAGUCGUCCUGGUGGAACACGCAGAAACUUCAUGCAGCAGCUUGGUCAUGAUUUGGACCAAGAGGAGCCCAGAAGCUACAGACAUUCUCAUGUUGGUUCACCUGUUGCUAACUCUCCUCCAGGGGCAUGGGCCUAUAGUAGUCCAACAGAUAACAAUAUGCUGCAAGCUUUCACAAGAUCUCCAACAGGAAAUGGAAUGAGCCCUAUCGGAAUGCCUUCACUGAUUUCAAAUGCUCCAAAGAUUGCUCCUAUUGGCAAGGAUAGCAAUUGGUCUAAAUAUGAUCAAGUCUUCUCAAAUGGUAACCAGUCCCAGGGAGCUGCAUUUCAGCACUCCCACUCAUACCAAGAUCACAACAGUGAAUACAUGAGUUCUAGUCCUGGGACUUUAUCAGGGCCCCAGUUUCUCUGGGGCAGUCCAAAGCCAUAUUCAGAACAUUCAAAAUCCCCUAUUUGGCGUCCACCAGCAAUUGGACCUGCAUUGUCAUCCAGCAGUCGCACUCAGGGCCAAGGAUUCUUGUACAGUAGCCGUCAGGCUUCAUUAUUUGGUUCUUCAGAUCAGCACCAUCAUCAUGUUGGCUCUGCCCCUUCAGGUGCUCCAUUCGAGAGCCAUUUUGGCUUCUUACCUGAAUCGCCAGAGACAUCUUUUAUGAAGCAAGUCAGGUUUGGGAACAUGGGUAAUGUUGGUACUGGCCGAAAUGGGGGAGCCCUCAUGCUGGGCAUGGCUGGUCGUGCUUCUGUGAAUCCUGGUUCUUCUCUAAUUGGAAGUCUGACAGAUAACAGCUCUACUAACUUCAGACCGAUAUUGUCACCGAGAUUGGGACAGGCUUUUUACACUAAUCCUCCAUACCAUGGGCCUGGUACAUUCGGACUUGACAACUCCAUUGACCGUGCCCGUAACCGCCGAGUUGACAGUAGUGUGCUGCAAGCUGAUAGCAAGAGGCAGUAUCAGCUUGACUUGGAGAAGAUUCGCAGAAGUGAUGAUACUCGGACAACAUUGAUGAUUAAGAACAUCCCGAACAAAUAUACAUCUAAGAUGCUCCUGGCUGCAAUUGAUGAGUUUCAUAAAGGAACUUAUGACUUCUUCUACCUGCCAAUUGAUUUCAAGAACAAAUGCAAUGUCGGAUAUGCAUUCAUUAACAUGAUAUCACCUGUGCACAUUAUAUCCUUUUACCAGGCUUUUAAUGGUAAGAAAUGGGAGAAGUUCAACAGCGAGAAAGUAGCCUCGCUGGCUUAUGCUAGAAUUCAAGGACGGUCUGCACUGAUAUCACAUUUUCAAAAUUCAAGUUUGAUGAAUGAGGAUAAGAGGUGCCGCCCCAUUCUUUUUAAUCCCAAUGGCCAGGACUCUGUGAAUCAGGAAGCAUUUCCAAUCAAUGGCAUAUGCAUCCACAUGCCUCUGGAAGAUGAUUGCCUUGACAAUGAAGAAGACAAGAACCAGAAUGAGAAGACAGGAGAGAGCUCCACCGAUAUCGGUGGGAGUUUGUGACAUCAGUGAUGAGAGCAAACAGGAUCGGAAUGGCCAUAUAUAUAAAUCUAACUGUCUAGAGAGUAUCCACCCCCAAAUUGUAUAAAAAGCGAGGAAGGUUGAUGGUUAGCGCUGAAUUUUGUGGUCUGGUGUGGCAUGGCACGUCUAUUGGUUUUAGUCGCAACAGAUGUCGCCCCCGGAAGCGGAAGCUGAAGCGAGCGAGUGAGCUUAGAACUGGAGCUGGGAGCUUGCUUGUCGCACCCCCUUCACACUUUAGAGAUAAAGAUGUGGGGGGGAGGGAACCGUUGCUGCUCAUAGUUGUGCUUGAUUUUGGUUGGUUGCUGUAAAAAGGUGAACUGAACUGAAGAAAUUUAGCCAAACUGUACAGUUUAGAACUUUUGUGCUUAUUUCCCUUCUGGUAUGUUAAUGUGCAGUGGUGAAAUUGGGAUCUUGGUCAUGCAAAGAAUUGAUGUACAUGUUCUUUGCAUAAUUGUAAUUUACAACAUCGAAGAAAUCUGACCAAAAUUCAGAAA